CUCUGGCCAUAUCCACACACACGGUGCAAGCAUAUAUAUAUAUAGAGAGAGAAACAUCAUCAUCUAGUGAGUGAAACAACACAUCAGAAUGACGGUUCAAGACGACAAGGCAGGUCCAUCUUCUCUAGAAAUACAGCAAUCGCCGGAAGCCAAGGCCCCCAUCAGAGUAAUAAUCAUCGUCGCCGCCAUAGCCGCCGGAGUCCAAUUCGGAUGGGCCCUACAGCUAUCCCUCCUCACUCCAUACGUCCAGCUCCUCGGAGUCCCCCACACCUGGGCCGCCUUCGUGUGGCUCUGCGGGCCCAUCUCCGGUCUCCUCGUCCAGCCCAUCGCCGGUUAUUACAGCGACCACUGCACCUCCCGCUUCGGCCGUCGCCGCCCCUUCAUCGCCGCCGGAGCCUCCCUCGUCGCCAUCGCCGUCUUCCUCAUCGGCUUCGCGGCUGACAUCGGCGUCGCCAGCGGCGAUCCCACCGGGAAAGCUUCUAAGCCUAGAGCCACCGCUGUUUUCGUCAUCGGAUUCUGGAUUCUCGACGUUGCCAACAACAUGUUGCAGGGACCGUGUAGGGCUUUGCUGGCGGAUCUAUCAGGCGGAGAAGCUCGGAGAAUGAGCACAGCAAACACGCUCUUCUCCUUCUUCAUGGCGGUCGGUAACGUCCUCGGCUACGCCGCCGGCUCCUACACUCACCUCUACACUAUCUUCCCCUUCUCCAAAACCGACGCCUGCGAAGUGUAUUGCGCGAAUCUGAAGACUUGCUUCAUAAUCGCCAUCUUCCUCCUAAUCUCCAUCACCGUCAUGGCCCUUUUCUUCGUGACGGAGACCCCUCAAGCGGCGACGGAGCCAGAUCCGGCGAAGAAAGGGCAAAUCCCGGUGUUUGGGGAAUUAUUCGGUGCGCUGAAGGAGCUGCCAAGGCCGAUGUGGAUCGUGAUGCUGGUGACCGCCUUCAACUGGGUGGCGUGGUUCCCAUUCCUCCUGUUCGACACCGAUUGGAUGGGGAGAGAGGUGUACGGCGGCAAAGUCGGCGAGGCUCUCUACGACCAGGGCGUACGCACCGGCUCGUUGGGGCUCAUGAUCAACUCCGUCGUUUUAGGAUUCGCUUCCCUCGGGGUGCAGAUGUUGGCUAAGGGCCGAAUUGGGGUUAAGAACAUUUGGGGUGGCGCCAAUUUCCUCCUCGCCAUUGGCCUGCUUUUGACCGUCGCCGUCACCAAAGCCGCCCAGAACUCCCGCCACUACGCCCCCGAUGGGACGCUUCUCAAGCCCGACUCCGACGUCAAGAUCGGAGCCCUUGCCAUCUUUGGAUUCCUCGGAAUCCCCCUCUCCGUCACUUUCAGCAUCCCUUUCGCCAUGGCUUCCAUCUUCUCCAGCGAUUCCGGUUCCGGACAAGGCCUAUCACUUGGACUUCUAAAUCUUGCAAUUGUUGUUCCACAGAUGUUUGUUUCGGUGUUAAGUGGUCCCUGGGAUGCUCUCUUCGGCGGCGGAAACCUACCGGCAUUCGUGGUCGGGGCAUUGUCUGCGGCUGUGAGUGGCAUUUUGGCACUCACGAUUCUCCCGUCGCCGCCUGCCGAAGCCUUGGCAAACGAGAGCUUGACUGGCGGAGGGCCUCACUAGCUAACAAACUCACAUAUCAUGGCUUUCUCGAGUUAUAUAUUCAUCUUCAAAUAUUAGUCAUCUUUCAUAUUGUAUACGCGAUAAGCGUAAUAAUAUUAAAUCGUGACUUUAUUUUAUCAAUGAUGCAGGUCAUCGUGUGUGAUGCAUCUAUAAUUAUAUCUUUAUGUAAUAACUAUCAAAAAGAAAUGAUAAGUAAAAUGAUU
This is a messenger RNA of Salvia splendens (bonfire salvia), 1806 nucleotides long. RefSeq names its product sucrose transport protein. The record is from RefSeq and is a predicted model, not a curated record. NCBI's taxonomy places the organism in Eukaryota, Viridiplantae, Streptophyta, Magnoliopsida, Lamiales, Lamiaceae. The transcript is spliced from 4 exons. Gene Ontology annotation, cellular component: plasma membrane; vacuole. Bases 89 to 1603 code for a protein of 504 amino acids. Gene Ontology annotation, molecular function: sucrose:proton symporter activity. Gene Ontology annotation, biological process: sucrose transport.